Molecule: messenger RNA, 380 nt
Organism: Racocetra persica
Lineage: Eukaryota; Fungi; Glomeromycota; Glomeromycetes; Diversisporales; Gigasporaceae
Source: the annotation of a GenBank genome assembly
GAAUUCGGGGUUUAAUUCCAGCCAUGAUACUUGAAAAACUUGAGGAAGAAGUAUCAAAGAGACGAGGAAAAGAUGUUCGAAUUGCUGAUAUGUUUGAUAUUGUAGCUGGUACUUCAACAGGUUCUAUUAUUUCUUUGGGGCUCACGGUGUCAGAUGGGGCUGAAAAUCCUCGUCCAAAGUAUCGGGCGUCUGAUCUGGUAAAACUUUAUAAUGAAGAGGGGGAGAAGUUUUUUGGCCCAGUUUCCCGUUGGUCUUGGGUUAGAUGGUUGAAUAAGCUAUCUGAGGAACCAGAACCGGAAGAUAAGACAAAACAAAAGCCUGCAGUUGAUAUAUUUUAUCCUACAUAUUUUAGGGAACAAACUGAGAUUUUGGGACCAUAG